GGACCCUAUCUUCUCAAUUCAUCAUUUCCAAACACUGUAAGAUCCCUGAUUUCGAUUUUUCAGCCGUCCACCAAUUGAGACAAGUCAACCAACAAACAUGUUCACAAUUUUAUAGGCAUUUUCUAUUUCAUCACAUUGCCUUCACGCACGCAUUCCAACUUUCCCCUUAACCCCACACGCAUUUUAGCUUAUACCUCAAGAAAUCAACCAUUCUCAACUGGCCAAAUUUUCAUUUCAGCAGACAAUCUCUUCACGAAUACUUAGCUUAGCUAUAAGUACUUACAGAAAUACACAGUAAAUGGAACGUCCUUACGCAUACAAUCCUCUUUAAGGUUUGAUUGAUUUCCCUUUAUAGAAAUAGUCAGAUCGAGAAAUAAUGGUGCUGCCAGUAUUGAAGCUUGGGACACUUGCAUUGAAAACACUGAGCAAACCAAUUGCCAGUAGGCUCAAGCAACAAGCUGGGUUGCAUCCCAAGUUCCGUAAUUUCAUAGUCAGCAUCGCCCAGGCUAACCACCGGGUGACAACACAAAUGCAAAGACGGUUAUAUGGUCAUGCAACCAGUGUGGAAAUACGGCCUUUGGAUGAGGAGAAAGCUGUUCAAGCUGCUGUUGACCUUCUGGGGGAAGCUUUUGUCUUUUCGGUUGCAGUUGCUGCACUUUAUUUUGAGGUGCAAAGAAGUUCUCGAUCAGAAGCUAAAAAGGAGGAACUUCGCAGGCAAGAGCUGGAGCUAAUGAAGGAACGAGAUGAAGCAUUGUCAAGAGAGGUCGAGAGCUUGAAAAGCAAGAUUCAAGAGCUUGAACAGUUGGCAAGGGGACGAGGACUUGCUGGAGUGUUCAGUUUGAGACCUUCUCACGUUGAAGAAGCCAAGUCGCCUACGCCAGCAUGAUCUAUCGUGAAGUUUUGGCAGCAAAAUGAUCAGUUCUUUUUUGGAUUCUUUGGAGCCAAGGCUCAUAUGCCUUCCGUAAACCAGAAGCCCCUUGGCUCCUUAAUGAAGUAGUUGACUGAAAAAUUUCGUUGAAUGUGAUCAAUAUUGUGAGGUUAUGAAGCAGGAGUUCCAUAACCUGAGUUGUGGCACCACAUACUUAAAGAGACUUGUCUACUUAGCAUCAUAGGGUGCAAAAUUGUGAAAUGUUGGACCAUGUUCUAAUGCUCAAAACUGGUGAGGUGGCAUUAUGACCAGAUGCUCCUUACCUGCAAAAGCUAUGCCAUACAAAUGAAACACCAAUAUUUAUCCUUUUUUACAAUUCUAUCCCAUCCUAUAGGAUGGUUGGCAUCAUUGAAUUGAAUGCAGCCGACAGGGAAUCUCGAAGAUGGAUAGUGGGAUGUGACCUUUAUGCCUCCCUUGCCUUGUUGUUCCUCUCUUUGUACUUACAUGCACAAGGGACCUUUUUGCUCACUUCUAUCUUUUUUUUCAAGUGUGGGGUGAAAAGGACCAAUCUCUCUGUGCCACUGGUAUAAUCUCUUGCAUUCAAUUCCUUUUUGUCAUGCUAUCAUGAACGAAUUUUCUAACAACAAUUAAUAUCCAUCCAUUCAAUUUUACUUGUCA
This is a messenger RNA of Capsicum annuum, 1546 nucleotides long. RefSeq names its product OPA3-like protein. The coding region runs from base 377 to 886 and encodes 169 amino acids. Lineage: Eukaryota; Viridiplantae; Streptophyta; Magnoliopsida; Solanales; Solanaceae. Gene Ontology annotation, biological process: regulation of lipid metabolic process. The record is from RefSeq and is a predicted model, not a curated record. The transcript is spliced from 4 exons. Gene Ontology annotation, cellular component: mitochondrion.